CCCGCCGGAGCCCCGAGCGCAGCCACUGAGGGCAGCAGCGGCGGCGGCGGGAGCGAGGCAGGCGCGCAGCGAGCGGGAAAAAGCAGCAGCAGCAGCCGGUGCCGCCGCCGCUGCCGCCGCCGCCGCCGCCGCGACGUGUCCCCGGCGCCGGGCUGCCGGCGAGUCUGGAGCCCGCGCCGUCGCCCGCCGCGUCCUCCGGGCAUGGAAGGAGGCGGCAAGCCCAACUCGUCGUCCAACAGCCGGGAUGACGGCAACAGCGUCUUCCCCGCCAAGACGCCCGCGACGGGCGCGGGGCCGGCCGGGGCCGACAAGCGCCUGGGGACCCCUCCGGGGGGCGGCGGGGCCGGCGCGAAGGAGCACGGCAACUCGGUGUGCUUCAAGGUGGACGGCGGCGGCGGCGGCGGCGAGGAGGCGGCGGGGGGCUUGGAGGACGCCGAGGGGCCGCGGCGGCAGUACGGCUUCAUGCAGCGGCAGUUCACCUCCAUGCUGCAGCCCGGGGUCAACAAAUUCUCCCUCCGUAUGUUCGGGAGCCAGAAGGCGGUGGAGAAGGAGCAGGAAAGGGUUAAAACUGCAGGCUUCUGGAUUAUUCACCCUUACAGCGAUUUCAGGUUUUAUUGGGAUUUAAUAAUGCUUAUAAUGAUGGUUGGAAAUCUAGUCAUCAUACCAGUUGGAAUCACAUUUUUUACAGAACAGACAACAACACCAUGGAUUAUUUUCAAUGUGGCAUCAGAUACAGUUUUCCUGUUGGACUUGAUCAUGAAUUUUAGGACUGGGACUGUCAAUGAAGACAGUUCUGAAAUCAUCCUGGACCCAAAAGUCAUCAAGAUGAAUUAUUUAAAAAGCUGGUUUGUGGUUGACUUCAUCUCAUCAAUUCCAGUGGAUUAUAUCUUUCUAAUUGUAGAAAAAGGCAUGGAUUCUGAAGUUUACAAGACAGCCAGGGCACUUCGCAUCGUGAGGUUUACAAAAAUUCUCAGCCUCUUACGUUUACUGCGACUUUCAAGGUUAAUUAGGUACAUACAUCAGUGGGAAGAGAUAUUCCACAUGACGUAUGAUCUUGCCAGUGCAGUAGUGAGGAUCUUUAAUCUCAUCGGCAUGAUGUUGCUGUUGUGUCACUGGGAUGGUUGCCUUCAGUUCUUGGUCCCACUGCUGCAGGAUUUCCCACCAGAUUGCUGGGUGUCUCUCAAUGAAAUGGUUAAUGAUUCCUGGGGAAAGCAGUAUUCAUAUGCUCUCUUCAAAGCGAUGAGUCACAUGCUAUGCAUUGGGUAUGGAGCCCAAGCCCCAGUCAGCAUGUCUGACCUCUGGAUUACCAUGUUGAGCAUGAUUGUCGGGGCCACCUGCUAUGCCAUGUUUGUUGGCCAUGCCACUGCUCUAAUCCAGUCCUUGGAUUCUUCAAGGCGGCAGUAUCAAGAGAAGUAUAAGCAAGUGGAACAAUACAUGUCCUUCCAUAAAUUACCGGCUGAUAUGCGUCAGAAGAUACAUGAUUAUUAUGAACAUAGAUACCAAGGCAAAAUCUUUGAUGAGGAAAACAUCCUCAAUGAACUGAAUGACCCUCUGAGAGAGGAGAUAGUCAACUUCAAUUGUCGGAAACUGGUGGCUACAAUGCCUCUUUUUGCUAACGCGGAUCCUAAUUUUGUCACUGCCAUGCUGAGCAAGUUGAGAUUUGAGGUGUUUCAACCUGGAGAUUAUAUCAUACGAGAAGGAGCUGUGGGCAAAAAAAUGUAUUUCAUCCAGCAUGGUGUGGCUGGUGUCAUCACAAAGUCAAGUAAAGAAAUGAAGCUGACAGAUGGCUCCUACUUUGGAGAGAUUUGCUUGCUGACUAAAGGACGUCGCACAGCCAGUGUCCGAGCGGAUACGUAUUGCCGUCUCUAUUCUCUGUCGGUGGACAAUUUCAAUGAAGUCCUGGAGGAAUACCCUAUGAUGAGAAGAGCUUUCGAGACUGUUGCUAUUGACCGACUAGACCGAAUAGGAAAGAAAAACUCCAUUCUUCUGCAAAAGUUCCAGAAGGAUCUGAACACUGGUGUUUUUAACAACCAGGAGAAUGAGAUCCUGAAGCAGAUUGUGAAACAUGACAGGGAGAUGGUACAGGCAAUUGCUCCGAUCAGUUAUCCUCAAAUGACAGCCCUGAAUUCCACAUCUUCAGCUGCUACCCCAACCUCACGCAUGAGGACACAAUCUCCACCGGUGUACACAGCAACCAGCCUAUCUCACAGCAACCUGCACUCCCCCAGCCCCAGCACACAGACCCCCCAGCCUUCUGCCAUUCUCUCCCCCUGCUCCUACACCACCGCGGUCUGCAGCCCUCCGGUUCAGAGCCCGCUGGCCACUCGAACUUUCCACUACGCCUCCCCCACUGCCUCCCAGUUGUCACUGAUGCCUCAGCAGCAGCAGCAGCAGCAGCUCCAACAAUCCCAGGUCCCGCAGACUCAGCCGCAGCAGCAGCAGCCCCAACAGCCACAGACACCAAGCAGCUCCACGCCGAAAAACGAAGUGCACAGGAGUACGCAGGCGCUUCAUAACACCAGCCUGAGUCGAGAAGUCAGGCCCCUCUCGGCCUCGCAGCCCUCGCUGCCCCAUGAGGUUUCCACUCUGAUUUCCAGACCUCAUCCCACUGUGGGCGAGUCCUUGGCCUCCAUUCCGCAGCCGGUGACAGCUGUCCACAGCACGGGCCUGCAGGCGGCGAGCAGGAGCACUGUCCCCCAGAGAGUCACCCUCUUCCGACAGAUGUCAUCGGGAGCCAUUCCGCCCAAUCGAGGGGUCCCCCCUGCACCCCCUCCACCAGCUGCCCCUCUUCAGAGAGAGUCUUCCUCAGUCUUAAACACAGACCCUGAGGCAGAAAAGCCACGAUUUGCUUCAAAUUUAUGAUCCCUGCUGAUUGUUGAAGCAGAAAGAAAUACUCCAAUAAACUGAGACUAUCUCAGCUUUUAUUUUAUUCGAUCUCCUGAUAGAUCCCUAUAACUAUGAAGAGAUAUUUUAGACAGCUCUGUCCUACAUGCAAAUGUAAAAAUAUAUAUAUAUGCUAUAUACUAUUAAAUAGAUAUCUAAAAUCCCAAGAGAAAUGCAAAAGACCUGUUUAGCAUUCAGUGUUAUAUGUCUUCUUUUCUUUAAAACAUUAAAGGAUUUAAACCGUU
Molecule: messenger RNA, 3128 nt
Organism: Ochotona princeps (American pika)
Lineage: Eukaryota; Metazoa; Chordata; Mammalia; Lagomorpha; Ochotonidae
Gene: HCN1
Product: hyperpolarization activated cyclic nucleotide gated potassium channel 1
Exons: 8
Coding region: 202-2862 (886 amino acids)
Biological process (GO): transmembrane transport; potassium ion transport
Cellular component (GO): membrane
Molecular function (GO): voltage-gated potassium channel activity
Source: RefSeq, a predicted model, not a curated record